UUGUUUUCAAACUCUAUUCUUGUUAUCUGUUUUCAGAUCCAUCCAGCUGAGCAUAUUUGGCUUCCAUCAUCCGGCCCUGGAUCAUCGACAUCCGUGGACUCAGAGUGUUACGUCGGAGACAAGGAUUGUCGUAAAACGGGCGAAAAACGUCGAUGCGCUGCCUGUCAUGUGGUGGCUCAUACUUCGUGCUUUUCUCUUCUGGUUAAACUGAAUCUGAAUUGCAAAAUCACAUUCCACGAUCAUACCGUGAAGAAGCAGUCGCUGAAAGAAUCAUUAGACAGCCUCAGUAUGCAUCACUGGGUUCAUAAGUGGCGUCAUGAAGGUCGUUGCAGUCAGUGUGGUAAAUCGUUCCAACAGAAAAUGUUCAAUUUCCAACAGAAAGAAAAGGUAAGAAUAUUCAAUGUUUCGGUCCAUCAACAAAUUUUUUGA
Molecule: messenger RNA, 429 nt
Organism: Haemonchus placei
Lineage: Eukaryota; Metazoa; Nematoda; Chromadorea; Rhabditida; Trichostrongylidae
Source: the annotation of a GenBank genome assembly